Pelobates fuscus (common spadefoot toad) is the source of this 1220-nucleotide messenger RNA. RefSeq names its product coiled-coil domain containing 103 (gene DNAAF19). NCBI's taxonomy places the organism in Eukaryota, Metazoa, Chordata, Amphibia, Anura, Pelobatidae. The coding region runs from base 6 to 734 and encodes 242 amino acids. The transcript has 3 exons. Gene Ontology annotation, cellular component: outer dynein arm. Gene Ontology annotation, biological process: epithelial cilium movement involved in extracellular fluid movement; inner dynein arm assembly; determination of left/right symmetry. The record is from RefSeq and is a predicted model, not a curated record.
UCUAAAUGGAAUACCUAUCCCUUUUUCUUUUACCUGUUGAGGUCUGCACUGCAAUGAGUGACCCACAAUCGAUUGAUUUCCGGGAGUUGGAGAAAGAACUUGCUAUAGCAGUUGCGGCUGAUCAAAAGUAUAAAAGAGAAAAUGAUGCCAAGUUCCGGGCUAUACAUCAAAAAGUGUCAUCUUAUGAAGAGUUCAGGGAUAUUGUUCUGGCCUCUCACCUCAAACCAUUGGAGAGGAAGGAUAAGAUUGGAACAGAGAGGAAGCAGCCUUGGAACCCAGCCUCCACGACAAAGGAUCGGACAGAAGAGUCCACUUGUACUUUAUUACAGGAGUCCCAAUCAGAGCCCACAAAUGCAUUUGAAUUUGCCCGUGAAUGGCGCAGACUGGAAGUAGAGAAAAGGUACAACUUUCUCUUGCGACUCAAAGCUGACAGACUGACCCAGCUCUUUCAUACAGAAGUAUGCUCGGGGCUCCUAGGAGAGAUCUUAACUGCUUUGGAGGAAAAUGUCCAGUGCACUCACCAAGUGGAGGUGCUGAGAAUACUACAUAGCUUGGCUUACACUCAACGUUUCAACCUCAAUCUUGUCUUCCUCAGUGGGGCGGAGGUGGAGAGCUGCAAAAACCUCUUUGUAAAGCUACAGACGUUUAACACAAUGGAAGAAAAUAUAGACACAGACUUUAAAAGAGAAGAAAUGUUAACCACGCUAAAGGCCCUUUACAAAGUCAACCAGUGAAGGAUCUUACUCUUAUUUGGAAUAUAUUUGCAUUGACCUAUUCCUCGUGUUGUGUUCAUUGUUUGGGUUAAUUGAUACCUGCAAUAUCCCUGAUUAAUAGUCAUGGUGAAUUAAUAAUCGGUAGCUCCUCCUCUCACAGCUGAAAAGAGAGGCAACAGAACUAAAAAAAAGUAGUAUACCUUCAGACAGUCUAGGGGGCUAGCUUCUCUACCACGAACGACACGACGAAGAAGAGUUCCAAUGAUCUAACGAUACCAUGGUUAUUAAUCAGGAAAAAAAUAUCUAAGAAGGUUGUCCAAAAAUCAAAACCGGCCUUCGCAUACACAAAUCCCUGUGCAAGGAAAAGCCCACUGCUUACUCAGUGGGAUAUCUCCAUCUGUCCAGGACAAGGAAUGUAGUCCAGAGGAUACUGGUCUGCAACCCCAUGAUAAUCACAAGGACAUCUUGGAUAGCAUCUACAAUCCAGUAUGUGGGAGAAAAUGUAUU